Didymella exigua CBS 183.55 is the source of this 1665-nucleotide messenger RNA. Its product is annotated as MFS general substrate transporter. Gene Ontology annotation, biological process: transmembrane transport. NCBI's taxonomy places the organism in Eukaryota, Fungi, Ascomycota, Dothideomycetes, Pleosporales, Didymellaceae. The record is from RefSeq and is a predicted model, not a curated record. Gene Ontology annotation, cellular component: membrane. Gene Ontology annotation, molecular function: transmembrane transporter activity. The coding region runs from base 1 to 1665 and encodes 554 amino acids. The transcript is spliced from 3 exons.
AUGGCUCCAUCCACUGCCAACCGUUCGUCGAUAUCUUCAGCAUCAACAGAGUCCAUCGGUGACACAGACGAUGUCCAAUCAAUACAUCAGUCUCUCAGUCGCAAUGCUGGCCUUGAAGAGCCUGGUGACAAAUCCAUGGCGCACAUUACGGUUACAACAACGAACAUGACCACAGAUCCAAGGUUCGAGCUUGACUUUGACGAAAAUGGCGAGAACCCUCAAGACUGGCCCAUGUGGAGAAAAGCACUCGUCAUUUUCUUCAUGAGCUACUCAACGCUCGUCGUAGUCAUGUAUUCGACAAGCUACACCAGCGGUAUCCCCGGCAUGAUGGCCACCUUUGGCAUCAAGUCGAAGACCCUCGUGGUUCUGGGCAUCACCACGUACCUGGCCGGACUGGCUGUUGGAUCGCUCCUUCUGGCGCCUCUGAGUGAGAUGUACGGCCGCAGACCAGUCUACCUCAUCGCUGUGGCCAUGUUCACGGUCUUGAUCAUACCUUGCGCGCUGUCCAACAGCCUCGCCCAAAUCCUCGUAAUGCGCUUCUUUGGCGCAAUCGCCGGCGCAGCCAUGAUCUCGAAUGCCCCAGGAACUGUGUCCGACAUUGUUAGCGACGACUACCGCGCCCUCGCCUUCUCUAUAUGGUCCAUUGGCCCCAUGAACGGCCCGGUCGUGGGGCCCCUCGUCGGUGGCUUCGUCUUCCAAGCCCUCGGCUGGCGGUGGACGAACUGGGUCGUCAUGAUCGGCUCGGGCACGUCAUGGUUCAUGGUGUUCUUGAUCCCAGAGACCUACGCCCCAGCCAUCCUUCGCGCGAAAUCCGCCAAGAAGCGCAAAGAAGACGACGAUUUAAGAUGGCACUCGCGCUACGACGACAAGAAGUCCUUCCUGCCCAUGCUGCGCGAGAACCUGUACCGGCCCCUCUCUAUGGCGGUUAACGAGCCCAUCUGCAUCUUCUGGAACGUCUACAUAGCGCUCGUCUACGGCGUCCUGUACCUGUGCUUCGUCUCGUAUCCCAUCGUUUUCUCUGAGCUGCGUGGCUGGUCGCCUGGUAUGACGGGGCUGUCGUACCUCGGAAUCGGUGUCGGCGGUAUGUGCACGAUUCUCAGCGAACCUUUACUGCGCAAGAUGAUCAAUGCGCAUCCCAAGGACCCCGAGACAGGCAAGCCGUACCCAGAGGCGAUGGUCAGUGUGGUGUGUCUCGCUGCUGUCUCGGUGCCGGUCGGGGAAAUGAUCUUCGCCUGGACAUGUACACCGAACGUACAUUGGAUAGCCCCUCUCCUGGCCGGAAUUCCGUUCGGUGCUGGCAACUGCGGCGUGUUCAUCUACGCGUCGAACUAUCUCGUCCACUCGUAUGGCAUCUAUGCCGCCUCGGCGCUGGCCGGCAAUGCAGUGCUGAGGAGCAUCAUGGGCGGCGCGCUACCCCUCGCAGGGCCAAAGAUGUACGCCACCCUCGGCCCGCACUGGUCGGCAACAAUGCUCUCCCUGAUCGAAUUCGCGCUGAUCCCCAUCCCCCUUGUCUUCUACCGCUACGGGCACAAGAUCCGCGAGAAGAGCGCUCUAAUCCGGCAGAUGCGCGAAGACCGCGACAAGCUGGACAGCAAAAAGCGUCGCGCAGCGGAGAAGAUGGCGCGGCGGGGGGCGGACGAGGGCGCGAAGGAGAUGCACGCCUAG